Molecule: messenger RNA, 1284 nt
Organism: Halteromyces radiatus
Lineage: Eukaryota; Fungi; Mucoromycota; Mucoromycetes; Mucorales; Cunninghamellaceae
Exons: 1
Coding region: 47-1165 (372 amino acids)
Biological process (GO): carbohydrate derivative metabolic process; carbohydrate metabolic process
Molecular function (GO): carbohydrate derivative binding; isomerase activity
Source: RefSeq, a predicted model, not a curated record
UUUUUUUAUUUUUAUUUUUUUUUUUUUUACUUUCUUUUGACAUGUCAUGAUCGGUUAUUCAUUGAACAACAACGAUAUGAAAUACACAAGUAAAAACGAUAUCCUUUUAGAUGCUUCUCGAGUAUUAAUGGAAGAAGCUAGAGCAAUACAAGCAUGCGCAGAACGUUUACAACAACAUACGGAGACUCGACAAGGAUAUGAACAUGCCGUUGAAUUGAUAUUCAAAUCUCUCGAAGCUGGUGGAAAAGUUGUCGUUACAGGUGUAGGCAAAUCUGGCAAGAUUGGUGAAAAAAUAGUAGCAACCAUGUUAUCUACUGGCACUUCAGCUACAUUUUUACAUCCUGUAGAAGCACUUCAUGGCGAUCUUGGUGUCAUUCAAGUUAAUGAUGUUGUAUUGGCUCUUUCGUUUUCUGGUAAUACUGAAGAAUUGAUGGCUCUUUUACCGAGUAUCAAACAUAGACAAGUACCUAUCAUUGGAUUAGGUGGUAAUGAAAAAAGCAAAUUAGCCAAGGAAUGUCAAGCAUGGUUAGAUGGACAUGUCGAUAGAGAAGCAGGAACUGUACCAGCACCAACAAGUUCAACUACUUUGGCUUUAGCUCUUGGGGAUGCAUUGGCGUUAUCAUUAGCAAAAUUGCGCUCAUUUUCUACAGAUGGUUUUGCUCUUAAUCAUCCUGGUGGAUCUUUAGGACGGCGACUUUUAUUAAAGGUAUCGGAUACUAUGAUUACGACAUCAGUAGCUGGUUCAGUGUCACCUCAAGCUUCAUUGGACUUGGUGAUUAUGGAAAUGACUCGUCAUCCCAAGGCAUCUGGUGUAGUGGUGAUAGAUAAUGAUGAUGAAGAUAUGACAAUGAUACCAACUCCUCCAUGUUCAACAACUUCUGAAGAUGAUUCUACGGAUGGUCAAGUGGUGGGUGUUAUCACACAUGGAGAUAUACAUCGAAUCUUGAAAUCUUCUGACAAGGAUGGUAUAUUCAAUAUUCGGGCUGCGGACAUCAUGACUAGAAAUCCAAUUACCUGUCAAAGCAAUACCUUAGCUCUGGAUGCUUUACAAUUGAUGACCAACAAAUCUCUCCGCGAAAAAAGUUUACCCUUACUUCCGGUGCUUACUAAAUCUGGACGAUGGCAAGGCGUAGUGACUUUGAAGGACUUGCAAGAAUUCUUCUGAUCCUUAUCUCUUAUUGAUAUCUUCAUAUUUAUAUUGUACAUAUUCUUGUAUUAUUUUAUAUUCUAUAUAUUCCCUAUUCCUCUUUUUUUUUUUUCUUCUUCUCUCUUUCUUUCUCCCUC